This is a messenger RNA of Gasterosteus aculeatus aculeatus (three-spined stickleback), 1904 nucleotides long. Its product is annotated as E3 ubiquitin-protein ligase RNF126. Gene Ontology annotation, cellular component: cytoplasm. Lineage: Eukaryota; Metazoa; Chordata; Actinopteri; Perciformes; Gasterosteidae. The record is from RefSeq and is a predicted model, not a curated record. Gene Ontology annotation, molecular function: ubiquitin protein ligase activity. Gene Ontology annotation, biological process: protein ubiquitination.
UGACCUUUCCGGGGCUCCGUAGUCCUUCCUCCUCGCUACCUGUUAGGUGUUAAAGAUGGCGGAAGCUCCUCCAUGGCCCAGCCGGUUCUUCUGUCACAGAUGCUCCGCGGAGAUCAGCCCUCGGCUUCCCGAGUAUACGUGUCCGAGAUGUGACUCCGGCUUUAUCGAGGAGCUACUGGAGGAGAGGAGCGCCGACAAUGGCGCCACGUCUACCAUCUCCAGCGGGCCCCAGAACCAGCAACCAUUUGAGAAUCCAGACCAGCACAUGUUUACAUUCCCGUCUGGUUACGGCCAGUUUGCUCUGGGCGUCUUCGACGACCGCUUCGACUUCGGGGCCGGACUUGGACCGGAGGAUAACAGAGAUGCCGAAAACAGGCGAGAAAGGGAAACGGCGUCGCGGCAACGAUAUGGUGCCAGGCAACCGAGGAGUCGCCACGGCUCGAGGCGACAGGCAGGGAGGCCCGAGGGAGUUCCCACGCUGGAGGGAAUCAUUCAGCAGCUCGUGAAUGGAAUAAUUGCGCCGACCGCAAUGCCAAAUAUUGGUGUUGGACCCUGGGGUGUUCUUCACUCAAAUCCUAUGGAUUAUGCCUGGGGGGCUAAUGGACUAGAUGCAAUCAUUACUCAGUUAUUAAACCAGUUUGAGAACACGGGACCUCCGCCAGCCGACAGGGAUAAAAUAAAAACUCUGCCUACAGUACAAAUUACAGAAGAGCAUGUUGCGUCGGGACUGGAAUGCCCGGUGUGUAAAGAAGAUUACAGCGUCGGAGAAAAUGUGAGGCAGCUCCCGUGCAAUCACAUGUUCCACAAUGAUUGCAUCGUGCCGUGGCUAGAACAGCAUGACACUUGUCCAGUGUGCAGGAAAAGCUUGUGUGGACAGAACACUGCAACGAACCCUCCGGAGCUAUCAGGGAUGAACUUUACCUCCUCUUCCUCUUCCUCGGCCUCCUCCUCUUCCUCGACCCCUCAGUCCUCGAGUUCGGCCAGCAACGAGAACUCCACGGAUAACUCGUAGAGGCGCUGCGAGCUGCUCGCGGCUCCUCGGCCGCUGUUCUUCGGAGCGGUGACCUCCCGUCUCUCCCUGCUGUGGGGGCAGAGACCCGAGUGCAUCGCGCCAGGAUCGCUCAGGUCUGAUUCGAGGGGUUUGGUGGGGGCGGGGGGGGCCGGGGGGAGAGGCAAGCGAUACGCGAGGGCCAUGUAGUUCUGCCCUUCCCGUUGCUCCCAUCUUCGUCAGGGAUCCGAACAAAGGGAGGGCGGCGGCCCCUGUCGGGAAGGGUAAGGAGGAGCAUGGGAACUUGAAGAGGCUCGAUCCGCCUAAAUCACCUCACACAGGAAGAGAGAGCGAAAGCAUCCAAAGGUAGACGACUCGGGACGACAGUCGCUGUUCCUUUUUUUUUUUUUUAAAUCCCCAGACUGUGUGAAAUAUUAAAUGACCCACUAUUGCUAAUGAUGCAAAGCCAAUUUUAUCCCUAUUCCUUUGUAUAAGUAGUAUUCAUAACUCACAGAUGAAAUUACCACAAGUGCACCGUUAAAAGCGUGCAAAGUUUCUUCUUGGUUUAGAAUUAUGCUACAUUUGAUUUUUUUUUUUCCAAAACAAAAUCCCAAAUAGUUUGUACGAUUAACCUCCGGAUUACCUGUUAGGUCACAGGUACAAAUGUUUGCACUUGAAGUUGCAGUAAGUCGAUGCUGUUUGGAUAACAACAUGGAUAUCAUCUCUAAAUUACACUCACAUGGAUUUUUUUUUAAUUUUCUCUAUAAGCCUGAAACUUGUCAGAGCAUUUCGGGGGAUUUUAAUAUGUUAAAUUGGAUAUUUUCUGAAGUUGCCAGUUGACUAUUGAUUUGCAGUAUGAUUGUGUGAAAUGAAAAUAAAGUUGUUUUUGGGUGCCACCACUCAAACUGUCUGUUAA